Messenger RNA from Annulohypoxylon maeteangense, 1236 nucleotides. RefSeq lists its product as uncharacterized. The record is from RefSeq and is a predicted model, not a curated record. The transcript has 2 exons. Lineage: Eukaryota; Fungi; Ascomycota; Sordariomycetes; Xylariales; Hypoxylaceae. Bases 259 to 969 code for a protein of 236 amino acids.
AAGCCGAGAAGACCAGUAAAGUGCUGCCAGCCAACAAGCCACUCCCCACCUCGUGUCUGCAGCAUCGUGGGCGGUGAAUUGGAAUACCGACAUACCCGAUUUAGAUACCUAUCUAGGUGGAAAAAUAUUCGUUGAAUUUGCUCAGCCUGCUCUCCUUUACAUCAUACAUCCCGGGUAUAUCCUUUGCUAUAACCUCUGUCACCGCUACGCGCGGAGGUGAUCAACUACCUUGAUGCUCGAAAAUACACUGGAUAGAAAAUGCGGUUAACGCCUUACCCAUAUACUGCGCUCUUUUCCAUAGCUGCGACGACCUCUGCUCUUGCCGAACCUAUUCUCAACCCGCUCGGGUACAGCGCGAUCCAGCAUUUUAAUGCCAUCUUUCAGAGAGACGUGACCUGUCCCGCCAACUACUUCAGUUGCGAAGAUCGGGGUGCUGCUUUUGCAGGCACCUGUUGCGAGAAUGGCCAACUAUGCUCCUUAGAUGCGCAUAGCUCAGCAGCCUGCUGCCCUACAACAGCAACAUGUACUGGAGUAGCGCCUGCUAGUACAACUGCUUCUGUCUCCUACGUGAGCAACACAUACUUCACAUUCCCAUACAUACCAACAUCAUUUGCCAAUUCGGUCGCAUGCACAUCGGCUCUUAAUCAGUGUUCGAGCAAUUACCAGGCGUGCGUAUCGGACUUGGCGGGUACAGUGGGUGGGGGUUACGGGGUCACUAUUGUGGUUCCGGGAGGAGGUGGAACGACAAUCGCCGCCACACAAGGCACCGCGCUCCCUGCAGCAACGGCGACAUCAGUCUGUUCUAGUUUGUCGUCCGAGGCCUGCUAUAACCUACAGACAUCACAAUGCGCAUCUGCCGGCGCUACAGGUGGAUUUAUCGUUGGAAAUCAAGCGCCACGGCCUACUGCUGCUUGUAUCGCUGGCGUCAUUGCCGGGGUUGGUCUAGGACUCAUGGGCGCACGCAUAUGACGCCUUGGAGAUCUAGGUGUGGAUUGGACGAUGUAAUGAAUAGUUACGACCCUUUUUCUAAUUGUGUAUAAUUUGGCCAGCAAUUAUAGAUGUGUGUGUCUUCGGUAUAGGAUGGUUGGGGCUGUAUGUAGCACUGGGAUAAAGAAGGGUAUUCCACCAGGAGAUCAGGAAAAUUACCUAGGUACAUAAAGACGGGUUAUCAUCUAUGUGAUAAUUCUCAAGUGAUAAAAAAAGUUACGAAUUUAAAUAAGAAAUGACAUCUUGAAA